Messenger RNA from Scaptodrosophila lebanonensis, 880 nucleotides. RefSeq lists its product as uncharacterized. The transcript is spliced from 2 exons. The coding region runs from base 62 to 715 and encodes 217 amino acids. Lineage: Eukaryota; Metazoa; Arthropoda; Insecta; Diptera; Drosophilidae. The record is from RefSeq and is a predicted model, not a curated record.
UUCAGUUGAAUUCGGUUCUUCAUGUGAGUCUUGUAGUUGCGAUGAUUCGCUGUCGCUGACUAUGAUAGGCUUUAUAAUACCGGUUUUAUUCAUAAUGUUUGGAUUACUAGAACCAGUGUACACGCAAAGUGAAUUUGAGUCUUUGGACACUGGUGCAUACUUCCUAGGCACCUAUAAAACUUCACGUGGAAUGAAAACAUGGAUGGAAGUAAGAGAAGACUGUAGGAAUCAUUGGGCAGACUUGGUCACAGUGGACUCGGAAGAGGAGUUGUCGAGUCUUCUCAGCCUUAUUAAAUCGAUGAGGUUUAAAAAUGGUACUUCAUUUUCAACGUCUGGAGUCCACAUCUAUGAACGAUUAACAUGGUGGUCUAACGGAAAGGAUGUCACAUUUUUAAAGCGAAAGCCAGACUAUAAGCCAACUAAGGUCAUAUACUAUUUAAGCCUAGUGCUUUAUAAUAACGAGCUUUAUAUGAUAGAUACAAAUGGAGAGGAUGAAUUUUAUAUUUGUGAGUUUGUGCCUGGCUGGGUAAGAGCUUAUAGAUUAAUAUUAAAUUAUCCUUACGUACCCUUUUCUGUUCUGGUCAUAUUAAUUGUUAUUCGUUUGUAUUUGAAUACCUUGUUUAAUUUCGAAAGACGACAGUAUGUUAGCGAUGACCAAGAAUCUCUUAUAGGUGUAGACAAAAGAGGGAAGGGGAGGGCCACGGCCCUCUCCUAAGAUAAAAAAUUGGAAAUUGGAAAAAAAAAUCGUAAGAGAUGUUGACCUUCUAAAAGUCACUGUCUACAGUGAAAGCCCCCUUUUUAUCAAAUUGUGUCAUUAAACGGACCAAAUAUUAUUAUAAUUAUUAUUAUUUUAUCAACAAUAAUUAUUGUUUUAUUAUUA